Zophobas morio is the source of this 735-nucleotide messenger RNA. RefSeq lists its product as uncharacterized. The record is from RefSeq and is a predicted model, not a curated record. The transcript is spliced from 5 exons. NCBI's taxonomy places the organism in Eukaryota, Metazoa, Arthropoda, Insecta, Coleoptera, Tenebrionidae. The coding region runs from base 1 to 735 and encodes 244 amino acids.
AUGUCUAAGAGCCGAGGUUUCUAUUACGUUUUAAUUCCCGCUGAUCCCGACUUAACUUUGAUGGAACAUUAUUUAAGCUACAGUGAUGAAACUGAAACUAGUUGUCUUACCGAUAGGUUAAAGAGUUAUUUUCAAAAUUGUAAAGGUCUACAUUCUUCUGUAAUACAAUCAGAAAUUCUUAGGUCACAACUUGAGGAAGGAUUAAAGAAAGAAAAUUGUCAUAGAGAGAUAGAUGAGAACAUGAUGAACCUGCUCCAUGAAAUGCAGGUAGUAGAUAUUAUAGCUUUAAAACCCAAUGCACCGGUUCACCAAUUUGUGGGCGUCAACAUGUAUGUCGACGACAAGGCUGUUUCGAAGGGUCUACCCGUCAACUCCAGGGCAACUUCGUUAGCGCAACUAUGCGGCUUGACCACUGAAGUUAGAGGAGAUGCCUUCGUUGCAAAGGUUUUUGAGAAUACAAAAGAAGAGUUCAAACGUUUAGACUUCAGAUUGUCAGAGUGCAGAUCGGAGGCGGCAUGGAUUUCUGAGGCUAAACUCUUUAAUACUAAGAAAGCUCAAGGGCUUGUUAGAGAUGGCGUCUUUAUAACACCACCCAUUCUGUGUGCCAACUUGGGUUGCUACGAGAAGGGAACAAAAACAUGCUCUGCUUGCUUAAAAACGAAAUACUGCUCUUUUCGGUGUCAGAAAGAAGAUUGGCAGCGCCAUAAGCUGGAUUGUAAAGAAAACAAAAAUUAA